CAGCGUUCCACAGCACAUACACGAAGAGCUAACAAUGGCAGAACGUGGCGGACUGCUUACGUUUCUCCUCCUGGGGCUCUUUCUCGGCCUCGCUGGAUCCAGUCCGCCGCCGGAGCCGGUAGAGUGCGCGCAUGGCACGUCCGACUGCACCGUCACCAACGUGUAUGGUUCCUUCCCGGACCGCACCGUCUGCCGCGCGGCCAACGCCACGUUCCCGCGCACCGAGGAGGAGCUCGUGGCAGCCGUGGCUGCCGCCGCCGCAGCCAAGCGCAAGGUGAAGGUGGCCACGAGGCACUCCCACAGCUUCACCAAGCUGGCCUGCCCCGGCGGCCGUGACGGCACGAUCAUCAGCACCAAGCGGCUCAACAAGACGGUGAGCCUCGACGCUGCCAAGGGGCUGAUGACGGUGGAGAGUGGCAUGGUGCUCAAGGACCUGAUCCAGGCGGCCGCGGAGGCGGGGCUGGCGCUACCGCACUCGCCCUACUGGUACGGAGUCACCAUCGGGGGCCUCCUUGCCACGGGUGCCCACGGCAGCUCGCUGUGGGGCAAGGGCAGCGCCGUCCACGAGUACAUCGUCGGGAUGAGGAUCGUAACGCCGGCGCUGGCCAGCCAGGGAUUCGCCGUGGUCAGGGAGCUCAGCGUGGGAGACCCUGACCUCGACGCGGUCAAGGUAUCUCUGGGCGUCCUCGGCGUCGUCUCGCAGGUCACGCUAGCCUUGCAGCCAAUGUUCAAGCGGUCAGUGACGUUCGAGACACGUGACGACAUGGACUUACCGGCGCAGGCCGCCGUGUGGGGCAGGCUGCACGAGUUCGGCGACAUGGCAUGGCUGCCAUGGCAAGGCAAGGUGAUCUACCGCAAGGACAACCGUGUACCCGUCUCGACCAAGGGCCACGGCCUCAAUGACUACCUCGGCUAUCGCUCGAACCCGACCCUAGCACUCAUCACGGACAGAGCCACCGAGGAGCGCCUGGAGGAGGACAAUAGUGACAUCGCCCGUUGCCUGGCGGCGCGGGUGCCAUCGGCGCUAUUCGAGCUGCAGGGCUACGGCUUCACCAAUGAUGGCUCCUUCUUCACAGGGUGGCCUGUGAUCGGGUUCCAGAACCGUAUCCAGGCGUCUGGCACGUGCAUCAGCAGCCCAGAGGACGGACUCCUCUCCACAUGCACAUGGGACCCGCGCAUCCGGAGCCCCUUCUUCUAUAGCUCCAGCUUCAGCAUAGCGCUUUCCAAGGCGCCGUCAUUCAUCGCCGAGAUGCAGAAGCUCCGCGACCUCAAGCCUUGCGCCUUCUGCGGUCUCGAUGCCACGCUGGGUGUGCUCCUCCGCUACGUCAAGGCCUCCUCCGCUUACCUUGGCAAAUCAGAGGACUCGAUCGACUUCGAUUUCACCUACUACCGGAGCUACACCCAAGGCGAGCCACGUGCCAACUCUGAUGUGGUCGAUGAGCUCGAGCAGUUGGCACUGUGCAAGUACGACGCCGUACCUCACUGGGGCAAAAAUCGCAACUUUGCCUUUGACGGCGUCAUUGCCAAGUACCCCAAAGCCGCUGAGUUCCUCAAGGUGAAGGCCAGGUACGACCCUGAUGGGAUCUUUUCCAGCGAGUGGAGUGACCAAGUGCUCGGCGCCAAAGGCAGCUCCAAUAUGGCUGAGAAAAGUUGCGGCAUCGAAGGGAUCUGCAUCUGCUCUGAUGACUCGCACUGCGCUCCAGAGAAGGGAUACUUCUGCCACCCGGGGAAGGUGUUCACGGAUGCCAGGGUUUGCUCAACCCGACGCACAUUCGGCGACGACCUUCUGAAGGAACAGUGAUUGGUAAUGCAUGUAUGCAUGUGUCGGCUCAAGCAGCACCGCGAUCAAAGCGAUAUGCUGACUUUAAUAUUGUUUGUAUCGUGGUGUGUUAGCAUUUUCCAGAGAUUUCAUCCAUCUCGGUGGAAGAUUUAAAUAACGACGCUAUAGCACCGCUAUAACGUUUGAAGGGGCACCACGCCGCAGCUACGCUUGCUUUGCUAUGCUAUGCUUUGUUAUGGCUGGAUGCCAAGUAUAUGUGAUAUAUGUAUGCAUGUCAACUAUCAAAAAGUGUGUGUGUGUGUGUGUGAUAUUGAUUGUAUGUUUGUUGAAAAUAUAUCCUAGAGACAAUAAUAAAGUCGUUAUUAUUCUA
Molecule: messenger RNA, 2150 nt
Organism: Triticum aestivum (bread wheat)
Lineage: Eukaryota; Viridiplantae; Streptophyta; Magnoliopsida; Poales; Poaceae
Product: probable L-gulonolactone oxidase 4
Exons: 2
Coding region: 35-1801 (588 amino acids)
Cellular component (GO): membrane
Molecular function (GO): FAD binding; D-arabinono-1,4-lactone oxidase activity
Source: RefSeq, a predicted model, not a curated record